Messenger RNA from Cyprinodon variegatus (sheepshead minnow), 965 nucleotides. It is a transcript of the gene commd9, whose product is annotated as COMM domain containing 9. The transcript is spliced from 5 exons. The record is from RefSeq and is a predicted model, not a curated record. Bases 84 to 644 code for a protein of 186 amino acids. Lineage: Eukaryota; Metazoa; Chordata; Actinopteri; Cyprinodontiformes; Cyprinodontidae.
ACAUCUAGCUUGGAACUUCAGUUCCCAUAAGUCAUAGCGAAACCUCUGCGUCACAUGACUCUUCACCAACGUCCCAAAUCAACAUGGCUGCUGACUUAAGCAGCGAAGAUUUCACAAACUUGCAGCUUCUUUUAAAGGCUCCAUCUAAAGAUGCAGUGAGAGAUGUUUGCGUUCAGAGCCACAGAGGUGUGAGCAGGAUGCUGACAGAGAAUACAGCAGCUACAUUCAGCAUCCCUGCAGGACAGGCUGCUCAGCUAAACCAGUCCCUCCACACGCUGUCUCACCACAUCCUCUUCUACAACCUGACGUCCCCGGAGCAGAUCCUCGCAGUCUUUCCAGAGUCGUUCCACUCCAGCCUGAAGAACCUGAUCACUAAGAUCCUGCUGGAGAACAGGUCAGCAGUCUCCCUCCCUCAGCUAAAGGAGCUGGACUGGAGAGUCGACUUGGUGACUGGUUCUGACUCAGUGAGUCGGAUGGCGGUGCCAACCUGCUUGGUUCAGCUGAAGAUGGAGGAUCCGUGUCCGACAGCAGGUGGGGAUUCUGUCUCCACGGUUACAGUGGAGCUGGGCAGGGAAUCGCUGGACACCAUACUGGACGGACUGGGACGCAUCAGAGACCAGCUGUCUGUGGUGGCUGGGAAGUAAGGCGGUUCUCUACAGCUUUGUCCUCUGGUGCCUGUUUGGACUAAAAGUUUUCAGCUGUAGGUGGUUUACACCAAAAAAUGAGGAUGAUGUUGUUUUUCUCCACAUGGGUCCAGUAGGCUGAUUGUUCUGAUUAUUUUUAUUAUUAUUAAUGAAUGAGAGCAAAAACCUUCUGCUCUUAUUUAUCUGUAGAUUGUUGUCAGACCACGAUUUCUUAAAAUCACAGUUUCAUUUACUGUAUUUUUGUCUUUUAUUCCACUCUAACAUAAUUUGUUUGCAAAAGUAAUUUGUUUCUGUUUGUACUGAUAUGAAAAUAAACUAAUA